Messenger RNA from Myotis daubentonii (Daubenton's bat), 2225 nucleotides. It is a transcript of the gene CLP1, whose product is annotated as cleavage factor polyribonucleotide kinase subunit 1. Gene Ontology annotation, biological process: mRNA 3'-end processing; tRNA splicing, via endonucleolytic cleavage and ligation. Gene Ontology annotation, cellular component: nucleus; mRNA cleavage factor complex. NCBI's taxonomy places the organism in Eukaryota, Metazoa, Chordata, Mammalia, Chiroptera, Vespertilionidae. The record is from RefSeq and is a predicted model, not a curated record. Gene Ontology annotation, molecular function: polynucleotide 5'-hydroxyl-kinase activity.
CCCCCCUGCAGUUGGGCUUCGGGUCCUGCCCGGGAGGGCUUCUCGGUUUACCGUUGCGGGUAGUGGCUGUGCAGGAAGAGAGAGAUAGAAACAUCAAUGAUGAGAGGGAAUCAUUGAUCGGCUGCCUCCUGCACGCUCCCUACUGAGGAUUGAGCCCGAAACCCAGGCAUGUGCUCUUGGCUGGAGUCGAACCUGGGACCCUUCAGGCUGCUGGGCAACGCUCUAUCCACGGAGCCGAACCGGCUAGGGCUAUAAUUUUAUUCUGAUGUCUCAGUCAUGUAUUCGCUCGGUGUAUGUACGGAGGUGCCUGUGGGUUAUCAAGCCCUAUCCUGGGUACUGGAGAUACAGCAGGAAACAACAAUGCCCAACCUUAGUGGGGUAGACAGAUGGUGAUCAGAGAUAAGGAGAGAAAUAAAGCAGGGUCAGGGGAAACAUUCAUUGGAGGAUUCUGAACAGAGUUCUAACUUGUAUUUAGAUCUGACAUUUAAUUUGUGUCCUAGGCACAGCAGCUACACAGAAAAGAUGGGCGAGGAGACCAAUGAUGACAAGAAGCCAACAACUAAAUUUGAACUAGAGCGAGAAACAGAACUUCGCUUUGAGGUGGAAGCGUCUCAGUCAGUUCAGUUGGAGCUGCUGGCUGGCAUGGCAGAAGUCUUUGGCACAGAGCUGACCCGAAACAAGAAAUUCACCUUUGAUGCUGGUGCCAAGGUAGCUGUUUUCACUUGGCACGGCUGUUCGGUACAGCUGAGUGGCCGCACCGAGGUGGCUUAUGUCUCCAAGGACACCCCUAUGUUGCUUUACCUGAACACUCAUACAGCUCUGGAGCAGAUGCGGAGGCAGGCGGAGAAGGAAGAGGAGCGAGGCCCCCGGGUGAUGGUAGUGGGCCCCACCGAUGUGGGCAAAUCCACAGUGUGCCGCCUGUUGCUCAACUACGCAGUGCGUUUGGGCCGCCGUCCCACUUACGUGGAGCUGGAUGUGGGCCAGGGCUCUGUGUCUAUCCCUGGUACCAUGGGGGCCCUCUACAUUGAGCGGCCGGCAGAUGUUGAAGAAGGAUUCUCCAUCCAGGCCCCUCUGGUGUAUCAUUUUGGCUCCACCACUCCUGGCACCAACAUCAAGCUUUAUAAUAAGAUUACAUCUCGUCUCGCAGAUGUGUUCAACCAAAGGUGUGAAGUGAACCGAAGGGCUUCUGUGAGUGGCUGUGUCAUUAACACCUGUGGCUGGGUCAAGGGCUCUGGUUACCAGGCCCUGGUGCAUGCAGCUUCAGCCUUUGAGGUAGAUGUGGUUGUGGUUCUGGAUCAAGAACGACUUUACAAUGAACUGAAACGGGACUUGCCUCACUUCGUGCGUACUGUGCUGCUCCCUAAAUCAGGGGGUGUGGUGGAGCGCUCCAAGGAUUUCCGGCGGGAAUGUAGGGAUGAGCGUAUCCGUGAGUAUUUCUAUGGAUUCCGGGGCUGUUUUUAUCCCCAUGCCUUCAAUGUCAAAUUUUCAGAUGUGAAAAUCUACAAAGUUGGGGCACCCACCAUUCCAGACUCCUGUUUGCCUUUGGGCAUGUCUCAGGAGGACAAUCAGCUGAAGCUAGUACCUGUCACCCCUGGCCGAGAUAUGGUGCACCACCUCCUGAGUGUCAGCACUGCUGAGGGCACAGAGGAGAACCUUUCUGAGACCAGUGUGGCCGGUUUCAUCGUGGUGACCAGUGUGGACCUGGAGCAUCAGGUGUUUACCGUUCUCUCUCCAGCCCCCCGUCCACUGCCUAAGAACUUCCUUCUCAUCAUGGAUAUCCGGUUCAUGGAUCUUAAAUAGAGAUCAGGGAGUCUUGCUGCCUGGGGCAUGGAGAUCUGUGGCCAUCACAGAGACAGAUGGGCUGAAGAGGGAGAGUCUUUUGAGGCCAGGCUGACCAGUAAAUGGUGGACUAGUAAAAAGCAUAUAUUCUACCUCUUAAAACAGGUGGUGGUAACUUAACUACUAAUCUUGAACCAAAAGGAAAACCAUGAGACUAAUUGGUUUCUUAGAUCACCUAAGGUGCCACUUCAAAUUCUCUAAGGCCCUGGAGAAUCCCAUUUCUUUAACCAGUUACUGUGUGGACUCAUUUUUUAAAAAAAUCACUGCUUUAUAUGCUAUAUAUAGUACUUGUUACCUUAUUUUUCCAGGAUGUUCAAGUGUAUUAGAAGGACUCUUUACAAUAAAAUUCAAACUUGGAAAAAAUUUUAAUAAAUAUUUUUGCCAUA